Molecule: messenger RNA, 2523 nt
Organism: Pieris rapae (cabbage white)
Lineage: Eukaryota; Metazoa; Arthropoda; Insecta; Lepidoptera; Pieridae
Gene: Cdc7
Product: cell division cycle 7-related protein kinase
Exons: 10
Coding region: 158-1576 (472 amino acids)
Biological process (GO): protein phosphorylation; mitotic DNA damage checkpoint signaling
Cellular component (GO): nucleus
Molecular function (GO): protein serine/threonine kinase activity; ATP binding
Source: RefSeq, a predicted model, not a curated record
UUCUUUUUCAAUUUUCAAAGUUAGAUUUAUUUUACUUUUGUUUCUGUUCAUCAGUAUUAUUUAUAAUGAGUUAGCGUAUCAUAUAUAAGCGCUUUCUUUUGCCUUCUUACGCUUUUCUAAUUUAUAUUAUCAACAUUGUCAUUAUUUUGUUAAAGUAAUGUCAAAUACUGUUGGUAUUAAAAAUAAAAUUUUAAAACUACAGAGUUCACAAAUAGUUCGAAAUGGGACCCACAAAAAAGAUAAAAAGGAUAGAGGAGAUCAAUUUUCUUCUUCAGACGAUCAAGAAAAUCAACAAAUAAAUGAAUUGGUGCAGAAGUUACCAAAACUAAAUAGUAUAUUUGAAGUUCACCGCAAAAUAGGGGAAGGGACUUUCAGUUCUGUUUACCUUGGCUCACUGCGGCAACAUGCCAAUCUCCCAGAUGGACAAAAGCGUUUGUUUGCUAUAAAACACCUAGUUCCUACAGCUCAUCCGGCAAGGGUUGAACAUGAACUAAAAUGCCUACAAGACAUAGGUGGCAGACACAAUGUGAUUGGCGUGGAAUUAUGCUUAAGGCAAUUAGACACUAUUGUGUUUAUUAUGCCAUACAUACCCCAUAGAAAAUUUGCAGAAUAUAUGGAUGAUAUGGACAGGGACGAGGUGUCUCGUUACUUGCACGCAUUGCUGAUAGCCCUUAGACAUGUACACUCCUUUGGUGUCAUCCAUCGCGAUGUUAAGCCUAGCAACUUUCUCUAUGACCGGGAGCGCAGGAGGUAUUUGUUAGUGGACUUUGGUCUUGCGCAGCCCGUGGUAACCAUUGAGCCUCCACCAGCCCAUAGCAAUGGAACCGCAAAACGACUGCGGGAAGAGGACUGUGAUUCCUCGCCAGGAGCCAAACGUGUUGCAUUGGACUUGUCGCUGCGCGGGCGACAUGUUUCGGUACCACGCCGCGGAGACACCAUCAAACAAACACCGCUUAAACACGUCACAAAGGUCUCAGGCUUAAACGUAAGCUGCGCUUGUGCGGGUUUGGGUGGAGUCUGCACAGGUUGUGGUCGAAGGCCAACGGCUCGGGCUCCAAGGGCGGGAACGCAGGGCUUUAGGCCCCCGGAGGUGCUCCUCAAAAGCCCCUUGCAGGGAACCGCCGUCGACGUCUGGGCUGCUGGGGUCGUUCUCGCUUCACUCCUUACUUCCAGGUAUCCAUUUUUUCGAGCUGCAGAUGAUGUGUCAGCGCUGGCUGAACUCGUGGACUUGCUGGGUUCCGACGCCGUGCAUCGCGUCGCGGCGUUUCUACGUCGCCGAGUGGUAAUGUCAGGCAGUCGCACGGGCAUCUGCCUUCGCAAGUUGGCGCAGCGUCUACGUAACCCAACUCCCCCUCCGUGCCUAUUCCCCGAGUGCCUCCGUUGUCGUCUUCCCGCUCCACAGUGUCUCUGCCUCACCGCGGAUACGCAGGAGCGCAACAUGGAAACGAUAGUAGUGGAUGACCUACCGGAGGCAGCUUUUAAUCUAGCAGCUCGGCUGUUGGACCCCGACCCGCGUACACGCAUUACGGCUGAGCAGGCGCUAAAGCAUCCUUUCUUAGCGCAUCUGCCCCACUGACCACCAAGCGAAAUCAAUGGAGGAAAUGACGUGAGCGGACAGGGUGAGAUCGGUAAACAAUAGGAACCCAAAUUAAAUGUAGUUUUAAUACAUGUGAAACCAAUUUUGCCUAUGAAGUUUGACAGUUUCCCUUACUCAAUUAAUGGCCACUGUUAUGUGCCAAAGUUUUGGCUUUUUCCUACUAGAAGAAUGUGCCCUAAAUUUACCAAAGACAACAGUUGUCACUUUCAUGCCAGGCUGGAUUCGCUCUCACUUUUUUAACUAAUAACGGUCAUGUUACAUACAAUAAUGUGCAAAUUCCUAAAUAAUUUUUACUAUAAACUUUAGAAAUGUUAAAUUGCAUUCAGCUAUGUAAUUUACAAUUGAUGUAGUUUUAAUUAUUUUUAUGAAUGUUUACUACAAUUCCUGUCUCAAGUAGAAUUCACAGGCUGUGAUUGUUAAGAACUUUAGCUAAAAAAGGUUCGCAUUUGGUUGUAUGUUUCCUCCAUGAGUCAUCUAAUUGUUCUUUGUGGAUAUGUUUAUGUUGAUGUAUUUUUCUUAUUAACUUAGUUCUUGUUACCAUAAGGAGGCCAAAUCAUCCAAUAUUACCUCAUUAUUUAUUUAAAUGCGCGCGCAAAUGAUGUUCUUUUAACUUUGAUAAUUCGUAUUUUAAAGCUUUAACUUCAUGGAUAUCAUACCGAAAACAUUGUAGAUUUAACAUUAUUAGAAUUGUGUUUACCAUUUUGUAGUAAUAGAGAUCUCAGAUUAAUUUUAAGGUAUCAAUUCUUCGGACUGUUAGUAAAAUUUUACAAGAAAAUUAAAUUUGUAUACAAUGAAGGCAAAAUUGAUAUUUGGAAUACCUGCUUAGAAUUGAUAAGUAACAUGUCUUCCUCAACAGUGUUCAUUAGCUGUUAACAGUGCCUUGCAUAUGAAUUGUUGUGCCUUGUUAAAAUAAAUAUUUUAAAUGA